Molecule: messenger RNA, 3848 nt
Organism: Syngnathus typhle (broad-nosed pipefish)
Lineage: Eukaryota; Metazoa; Chordata; Actinopteri; Syngnathiformes; Syngnathidae
Product: unconventional myosin-Ic-like
Exons: 33
Coding region: 411-3554 (1047 amino acids)
Biological process (GO): vesicle transport along actin filament; actin filament organization
Cellular component (GO): actin cytoskeleton; vesicle; cytoplasm
Molecular function (GO): actin filament binding; microfilament motor activity; ATP binding
Source: RefSeq, a predicted model, not a curated record
UUUUAAUUGAGUGGUUAGUCUUUAUUUUGGAGCCACUAGUAACAUUUUCCACUCCUUGUUUCUCUGCCUUGCCUUUUUGCAUUCUCCACUGCAGCAUAGUUUCCCAUGUUUUUCCUUUUUUCUUUUGCAACCCACUUGUGACGUGUGAGCGGAGUUCCUGCUCUUGUUUCGUGCAGCGCAGUUUGGGAAAGGUGGAGCGGCAGAAGGACCACGGACGUGCGGAAAGGCUGAGAGAAAGUCAAAAGGGGAGCGACGGGGGAAGAGAAGACAUUAAACUGCCUCGCUCUGUCGCCCUUGGGUCACGCUGAAUGAGAGCUUGCAGUUGACGGGUCUGCUUCACACGAGAGGAGGAGCUCCAGCCCGGCGGGGAGACCAACACUUCAUCCUUUGUCAAGCACCAACAAGACAAGAUGAGGUACCAGGGCAGGGAGGUGGACAUUGAAGGAAGGGUGCGCUUGGUGAUGGAGAGCACCCUAACGGCCCGUGACAGGGUCGGAGUCCAGGAUUUUGUCCUACUGGAGAACCACAACAGCGAAGCAGCCUUUAUAGAAAACCUGCGACGGCGCUUCAAAGAAAACCUCAUCUAUACUUACAUAGGCUCCGUUCUGGUGUCAGUGAACCCCUACAAAGACCUGGAGAUUUACUCCAAGCCACAGAUGGAACGCUACAGAGGAGUCAGCUUCUAUGAAAUCUCGCCUCACAUCUACGCAGUGUCAGACAACACUUACCGAACCAUGCGGACCACAUGGAAGGAUCAGUGCAUUCUUAUAUCAGGUGAGAGUGGCGCAGGGAAAACGGAAACCUCUAAGAAGAUCCUCCUCUACUAUGCCGUCACCUGCCCGUCUAAUCAUAACAUGAGCACCCUCGGAGACCGCCUGCUCCAGUCCAACCCGAUUCUGGAGGCAUUCGGUAACGCCAAAACACUAAAGAAUGACAACUCCAGUCGAUUUGGAAAAUACAUGGAUGUGCAGUUUGACUUUAAGGGGGCGCCAGUCGGCGGCCACAUCCUCAAUUACUUGCUGGAGAAAUCUCGGGUCGUCCACCAGAACCACGGAGAAAGAAAUUUCCACAUCUUCUAUCAACUUCUGGAUGGCGGGAGCAGUGAACUUCUCCAGAUGCUUGAUCUUGAAAGAAACCCUCAGAACUACCAGUAUCUGGUUAAGGGAAACUGUUCAAAAGUCAGCUCCGUUAGCGACAAGAAGAAUUGGAAGGUUUUGAUGAAUGCCCUGUCCGUUAUUGGCUUCACUGAUGAAGACCUGCAGAAUUUGCUGAACAUCAUCGCCAGCGUUCUCCAUCUGGGCAACACUCAGUUUGGAGAAGGCGAGGAAGGCGAAACACAUAUCACCACCGAGAUGCCGAUAGUCAAUGUUUCAAAGCUGCUGGGUCUUGAGGCCUCGUCCCUCAGCGAGGCUCUUACUCACAAAAAACUCACCGCCAAAGGGGAGGAGAUGAUCAUCCCUCUCAACUUUGAGCAAGCAAUGUCCGCUCGCGACGCUUUAGCCAAAGCUGUCUAUGGUCGAGCCUUCACCUGGUUGGUGGAGAAGAUCAACCGGUCUCUCGCUCUGAAGGAUGACGUCGACCACAGCAAUAAAGCCUUCCCCGUGAUCGGCCUUUUGGACAUCUACGGCUUUGAGGUCCUACAGUGCAACAGUUUUGAGCAGUUCUGCAUCAACUACUGCAGCGAGAAGCUCCAACAGCUCUUUAUUGAGCUCACCCUCAGAUCUGAGCAAGAGGAGUACACAACAGAGGGAAUAGCCUGGGAAAUGGUGCCGUACUUUGACAACAAAAUCAUCUGUGACCUGAUCGAGGCCAAGCACAAGGGCAUCAUCGCCAUUCUGGAUGAGGAGUGUGUGAGACCCGGCGAGACGAGCGACGCCUCGUUCUUAGAGAAACUGGAGGACACACUCGACGGCCAUCCCCAUUUUGUCACGUAUGAUCACAAGCUGGCAAACGGCAAAACCCGGAAGGUCGUGAGCAGAGAGGAAUUUCGGUUGCUACACUAUGCCGGGGAAGUCAACUACAAUGUCAACGGUUUCCUUGAGAAAAACAAUGACUCACUGAGCAGGACCCUGAAAGAGGUCAUGUGGCAGUCAGACAACAAGAUCAUAAGUCAGUGUUUCUACAGAGAGGAAGUGACGGAGCAGAAACGCCCACGGAUGGCUGCCACUCACUUUAAAAAUAGCCUGUUGAAACUUCUGGACAACCUCAUGACGAAAGAACCAUCGUAUGUCCGCUGUAUCAAACCCAAUGAUACCAAGCAGCCAGGUCACUUUGACGAAGUUCUCGUCCGGCACCAGGUCAGGUAUCUCGGCCUGAUGGAGAACCUUCGUGUCAGGAGAGCCGGCUUUGCCUACAGACGCAGCUUUGAGGCCUUCCUGCAGAGGUACAAGCCUCUAUGUCCAGAAACGUGGCCCGUCUGGUAUGGAAGACUCCGGGAUGGUGUGGCCACACUGGCCAACCACCUUGGCUACCAAGAGGAGGAGUACAAACUGGGCAGGUCCAAAAUAUUCAUCCGUUUCCCCAAAACUAUCUUUCUGACCGAAGAUGCACUUCAAGCCAAAAAGCCAGAGAUCGCUUUGACUCUGCAGACAUCCUGGAGAGGCUACAGGGAAAGAGCCAAAUACAAAAAGAUCAGACAUGCAAUCAUAGUGAUUCAAUCGGCAUGGAGAGGAAUGAAAGGACGGCGGAGGGCAAGGAGGCGUCGACAGGCCGCCGAUUUGAUACGCAGGUUCAUAAAAGGCUUUAUCCACCGCCAUGAGGACUACAGUCCAGAAAAUGAUUAUUUCCUGGAUCAUGUGCGUUACUCCUUCCUCAAGAAGCUCAGCAAAAAUCUGCCCACAAGUGUUUUGGACAAAAGCUGGCUGCCCUCUCCUCCUUCUGUCGCUGAGGCCUCAGAGUACCUUCGCGCACUGCACAUGCGGAACAUGGUCAGGAAGUACUGCAUGAGGAUCCAACCUGAAUGGAAGAAUCAAAUGACGCAGAAAGUCGUUGCGAGUGAGCUCUUCAAAGAUCAGAAGGACAGCUAUCCUCAAAGCGUCGGCAGGCUCUUUUUGGACACCAGGAUCGAACGCGAGCAGAUCAAUCUCAAGGUUCUCCAAACUCUCGGCAGUGACAAAGUGCAGUAUGGUGUCCCAGUCAUCAAGUAUGACAGGAGGGGGUUCAAGCCACGCUCUCGACAGCUCCUCCUUUCCAACACCUUCGCCGUGCUGGUGGACAAGACCAAGAUCAAGCAGAGGAUCGACUACGCGGCACUCGGAGGUAUCUCUGUGAGUUCCCUCAGCGAUGGGAUGCUUGUUCUGCACUUGCCCACUGAGGAGAAUAAGCAAAAGGGUGAUGUGCUGCUGCACUGCGACCAUGUGAUCGAGCUGGUGACAAAAUUAGCCCUGAUGGCCCGCAUGAUGAACCACGUCAAUGUUAAGCCUGGCAGCGUACGCUUUGCGGGAGCACGCGGCAAUGAGGGCAUCAUCGAUUUUGUCAACGGCUCCGAGCUGAAGGUGGCGAAAGGCAAAAGAGGACACCUGCUAGUGACUGCCCCUCGGAUCAAAACCGCAUGAAGAAGAAACACAAGCUGAUAAAUGCUAGCUAACGCUUGGCUGACCCGAGGAUUAACACUCACUGCUCUUGAUGUGAUGAAGCACACACUUGCAAAAGCUGAGGUCACUAUUUGAGGAAAAUAUACAAAAUUGUCUCUAAAAGAAUACCCGGUAAGGAUUGAUUACAUCAUAACAGGAAGUCCUCAUACAUCAUGUUUUUAUUAAGCGCCACGCAGGCUACAAAUAUAUAUAUAAAAUCUCAAAUUGUAUCACUGUCUGUAUAAAAAAAACAAUAAAUAAAUAACAUCAAAUAAA